Messenger RNA from Linum tenue, 696 nucleotides. Lineage: Eukaryota; Viridiplantae; Streptophyta; Magnoliopsida; Malpighiales; Linaceae. The record is from the annotation of a GenBank genome assembly.
GCAGGGUAUUUUGGUAAAUGCAAAGACAUUUUCUCCAGAAAAUGAACCGGCAGUAGUAAGCUGGACAGACAUUUCAGAUGGAAACGAUGGCUUCCUCCACGCGUUCCCUGUGCGUGGGACUCGCCACAUCGCCUUCUCCUCGGGUAAUUUUGUCGUCCACUGGUCCUCUGAUUCGCCGGAGAUGCCAUAUCCCGAUGCUCGGAUCUGGGUCGCCGAUCAUUUGUGGGAUGUCGAUUAGUUGCUCGUUAAGCCCUAGAAACGACGCCAAGACCCUACGAACUUGCAAGAACUGCAAAACCCAGUUCGACCCGGUUCUCAAUCAUCCUAGUGCUUGCAGAUUCCACACUGCACAUUACGGAGGUGAGACCAAGAGGAAGUUCGAGAGCGUGCACAGCGGGGGAACCAUGAGCACACCGGACGCCGGCCGAGUUUUCCAGUAUUGGCAUUGCUGUGGGGCUGAGGAUCCCUUUGAUCCUGGCUGCACCGCCUCUCCUCACCAAUCUUAUGAUGAUUGAUUGAUUGAUUGACGGCGGCAGGGGUUCACGAGCCUUGCUUGAUGAUUCCACAUUUUGUGCAGGAUGAAUCUUUCAAUUAUUCACAUAAAUAUGCAAUUGCAAAGUUAAUGAAAUAUUCUUUCCUUAUUGUCACCUUCAUUGUUUAUGUAGUUCAAUUCAUGUUAAUUUCGUUGUACCUAGA